AAAAAUCCUAUAUAAGCCAUUGCUGCCUCACUGGCUGUAACCCUAAUCGUUGUGACUUGUGAGCCACCCUUCGCUCCACUCGACCUCACAUUCUCGGCCUUUUGCAAACCCUUUCUCUUUCUUGAUUAUCUGCACUCUAAUCGCCGUCAAGCAAACUCCUUCGGUUAUAGGAAUUCAACAACUGAGUUAUCAUGUCGGACGAUGAGAGGGAGGAGAAGGAGUUGGAUCUCACUUCUCCUGAAGUCGUUACUAAAUACAAGAGUGCAGCUGAGAUCGCUAACAAGGCUUUGCAAUUAGUUAUUUCAGAAUGCAAACCGAAGGCAAAGAUUGUAGACAUUUGUGAGAAGGGAGAUGCAUAUAUAAGAGAGCAAACGGGUAACAUGUACAAGAAUGUGAAAAGGAAGAUUGAGAGAGGUGUUGCCUUCCCGACAUGCAUAUCUGCAAACAACACAGUUUGUCAUUUCUCUCCCCUCGCCAGUGAUGAGACUGUCUUGGAAGAAGGUGAUAUUUUGAAAAUUGAUUUGGGUUGCCAUAUUGAUGGGUUUAUUGCUGUUGUGGCCCAUACUCAUGUUCUUCAGGAGGGGCCAGUUACUGGAAGGGCGGCUGAUGUACUUGCAGCAGCCAACACUGCUGCUGAAGUAGCCCUGAGACUUGUGAGGCCAGGAAGGAAGAACAAGGAUGUUACUGAAGCAAUUCAAAAGGUUGCUGCUGUCUAUGAUUGUAAAAUUGUUGAAGGGGUUCUUAGCCACCAAAUGAAGCAGUUUGUGAUAGAUGGGAACAAGGUUGUCCUGAGUGUGUCUAAUCCAGAAACAAGAGUUGAUGAUGCAGAGUUUGAGGAAAAUGAAGUUUAUGCAAUUGAUAUAGUAGCUAGCACAGGAGAGGGCAAGCCUAAGCUGUUGGAUGAGAAGCAGACAACCAUUUAUAAGAGAGCUGUGGACAAGAAUUAUCACUUGAAGAUGAAAACAUCUAGGUUCAUUUUCAGUGAAAUAAGUCAAAAGUUUCCAAUCAUGCCAUUCACGGCUAGGGCUCUGGAAGAGAAAAGAGCUCGUCUGGGUCUAGUGGAAUGUGUGAAUCAUGACCUAUUGCAGCCAUAUCCAGUUCUUCAUGAAAAACCUGGUGAUUAUGUUGCUCACAUCAAAUUCACAGUCUUGCUAAUGCCAAAUGGUUCGGACCGGAUCACAUCUCAUGCUCUCCAAGAAUUGCAGCCCACAAAGACGAUAGAUGAUCCUGAAAUAAAGGCAUGGCUGUCCUUGGGCACAAAGACAAAGAAGAAGGGUGGUGGAAAGAAGAAGAAAGGGAAAAAGGGUGACAAGGCAGAUGAGUCAGGUGAAGCUGAUCCGAUGGAGACAACAAACGGUGCUACAGCCCAAGAAUGAUGAGCCACUUGAACCCUUGUCUAUUUCUUUCCCGACCUUUUUCAAUUUUGUUACAUUAUUCACCGAAAUAUACCUGUUCAGAUAUGAUUUUAAUGUAGUGGUCAGACAGAUUCUUGAUAGAAAUUUCCAGAUGUGCAUUCUAAUUGCACUUUAUGCUUUCUGCUUGAGGAGUAUAAAAGUGUAGUUGCAUGUGAA
Molecule: messenger RNA, 1571 nt
Organism: Prosopis cineraria
Lineage: Eukaryota; Viridiplantae; Streptophyta; Magnoliopsida; Fabales; Fabaceae
Product: ERBB-3 BINDING PROTEIN 1
Exons: 10
Coding region: 192-1376 (394 amino acids)
Source: RefSeq, a predicted model, not a curated record